This is a messenger RNA of Hymenoscyphus albidus, 1821 nucleotides long. NCBI's taxonomy places the organism in Eukaryota, Fungi, Ascomycota, Leotiomycetes, Helotiales, Helotiaceae. The record is from the annotation of a GenBank genome assembly.
GGGUGUCUACGGCUUCAACAUACAUUUCUGUGUUUCCUUGUGUACGUACCGUACCGUUCCUUUCCUUUCCUCGUACGGCCUCACAACCAAUCCACUACGGUUCCUGAAAACUCGAAUAUCCAUAAAAGCUGCCCAUCCACCAAUUCUGCCAGCGUUGGGUUGGGCCUGGGAUAUGAGCAUCCAUUCGCGUAGAGCUUCGGUGCUCUUGUAUAAAUCCACCAAGUCAACCACCCAACUAUAUUCCACAUGUGCCCAAUGCCAAUUACAUGCACAACGCCCCUCAUGGCCCUUGCCAACCUCACUAUCCCACCACCAAACUCGAAGGAGGCAAUCCUCAUGGGCACAAGCCGUGUCAGUGGCCUCGAAUGUUUUUUCCAAUGCGGCGGCGCAAUCAGCUAGCCAAGGUGAAAUCACCGUAGAUCCCUUGCGGAUGGUAGCAAAAGAGAUGAAGUUUCUUACCGGCAACAUAAGGCAGCUUUUGGGGUCGGGGCAUCCAUCGUUGGAUACUGUGGCAAAAUAUUAUACACAGGGCGAAGGGAAGCAUGUGCGGCCAAUGAUUGUACUGCUGAUGUCUCGAGCUACUGCCGUGACACCAAAAUCUCCCAGACAUAACGGCCAGCAAGUCCCAAUAGAUAUUGACCGUGCGAUUUCACCAAUGGCUAUCCUUUCCGAUGUCAACCCUUCUUCGCCAACAAACAACCCUUUAACACACACAGAUACCUCAUACCCAGCCAGCGAAAGCGAUAUCCUCCCUUCCCAGAGACGACUAGCCGAAAUAACAGAGCUGAUUCAUACCGCUUCUCUUCUCCACGACGAUGUUAUUGACCAUUCUGUGUCACGCCGCGGACAUCCUUCAGCAAAUCUUGAAUUUGGGAACAAAAUGGCAGUAUUGGCGGGGGAUUUCCUUCUUGGGCGAGCUUCUGUAGCCUUGGCUCGACUUCGUGACCCGGAAGUGACCGAGCUUUUGGCAACGGUUAUUGCAAAUUUGGUAGAGGGGGAAUUUAUGCAACUGAAGAAUACUGCUCGAGAUGAGAAGAACCCAGUUUGGACGGAAGACACCAUCACAUAUUAUCUACAAAAGACAUACCUCAAGUCAGCAAGUUUGAUUUCCAAAUCCUGUCGUGCUACGGCACUCCUCGGAGGUUCAGACUCGAAAACGGUCGAUGCUGCAUAUUCGUACGGAAAGAAUUUGGGAUUAGCAUUCCAGUUGGUGGAUGAUUUGCUCGACUUUACCGUGUCUGAAAAGGAAUUAGGGAAACCGGCUGGUGCUGAUCUAGAGCUGGGUCUAGCUACCGCCCCACUGUUGUUUGCAUGGAAAGACAACAAGGAAUUGGGAGCUCUCGUUGGCAGGAAGUUCGGCAACGAGGGUGACGUUGCAAGGGUAAAUAUCUUCCAAUAUCCCAGAGUAAACAAAGCUUAACGCUUAACCAGGCUCGAGAACUAGUCCUCCAAAGCAACGGCAUCGAACAAACUCGAGCACUCGCAGAAGAAUACGCAAAUCGGGCAAUUGCCUCAAUCGAAGCAUUUCCAGAAAGUGAAGCAAAAGACGGUUUGAUUGAAAUGGCAAUUAAGACCUUGAAGCGAAGGAGUUAAUGUUGGUCGGCUAUGCUUUCCAUUUGAAAAUGGCCUGUAAAACUCCUCUUCCAUCGGCUUUAAAUGGCCAAAAAUGUAUAACGAAAACUUCUCCACGGGGAAGAAUUUUAGAUAGAUUAGUGUACAAUAUUUGAUGAGGCCAUGAUGGUUUUUAUGGAUCGUUUUAGAGACGGCAGAUCAAGAAUAGAUGGCUGGAAGCCUAUGAUGGAAAUAUUUGUUGAGAGUCGC